Desarmillaria tabescens is the source of this 3437-nucleotide messenger RNA. RefSeq names its product sulfate transporter family-domain-containing protein. Gene Ontology annotation, cellular component: membrane. Lineage: Eukaryota; Fungi; Basidiomycota; Agaricomycetes; Agaricales; Physalacriaceae. The transcript is spliced from 18 exons. Bases 101 to 3112 code for a protein of 1003 amino acids. The record is from RefSeq and is a predicted model, not a curated record.
UCUUCCUUUCGUACCUUCUCUAGCUAAAUACUGCCGAGUUUUACGUUCAUUCGCCAUCAUCUGCUUGCCAACGUGCGCGUGCGCAGGUCUUCAGGUCAUAAUGUCGCUCAAUGGCGAGUCGCCUCUUUCACGCGCAGGGUUACUGCCAGGUCCCUCAUCCGUCCCUUCAGUUGCUCAUACCCAGAUGUCCAUUCGCGCGAAAACGGUUCAGCUUUCGAGCAAUGAAGACGAGGUUGACUUGACCUACACCCCAUCCCCUCCUGCGUCUCCCAAUGAGACAACUUCUCUUUUAACCCCCGCUGCACAAUCUCUGCGUAAUUCAAUUCCAAAAGCGCCUAGCCGUAUAUCCCAAGGACAGCCCCGCGUUCUUGUUUUCUUGCUUGAAACUGUCCAGACGUCCCUCAAAAGCAUCCCCGCCGUCAUUCUAGGGAGCCUUCUAAACAUCCUGGAUGGUGUCUCGUACGGAAUGAUUAUAUUUCCAGCUUCAGGCGUCUUUGACGAGUACCAAAUGGCGCCUAUAGGCGUAUCCAUGUUUUUCCUUUCGACAUUAACCGCUCAAUUAACCUAUACCCUUGGAGCAAGUCAGUUCCCAGGUGCCAACGGCAGCAUGAUGAUUGAAGUGGUCCCCUUCUUUCACAUGAUCGCGCUGUCAAUUUCGGCGGAUCUCGAGUCCCCCACAGAAAUAUUAGCCACAACGCUAGUGUCCUAUGCCUUAAGCUCUGUGUUGACAGGCAUCGCGUUUUUUCUGCUAGGAUAUCUGAAGCUCGGCACCCUUAUUGGUUUCUUCCCGAGACAUAUUCUCGUCGGGUGUAUUGGAGGCGUUGGUGCCUUUCUAGUCGAAACAGGGCUCGAAGUUUCUCUUUCCCUGACAUCCACUUCAACGUCCACUCCGCUUCCUCAUAUGUUUACAUCUCUACACAACAUCAUCUUAUGGGGAGUACCUCUGUUCCUCGCAAUUUUCUUGCGAGUGGGGAUGUGGCUUUACGGGAAAAUGCACAAAGGUGGCGACGGAGAAGCUAACUCUGGCAUCUUUGUUGGUUAUUUUAUUGCGAUCCCCGUCAUCUUCUACGUAGUGGUCUUGGCUGCGGGAAUACCCAUGGAUGUCUUGAGAAAAAACGGAUGGGUCUUCGACGUACAGAGCGGUAAUGAGGCAGGAUGGUAUAAGUUCUAUGGAUAUUUUGGUAGGUGCAAUUUGCGCUCAACUUCGAGAUACUCGUUCAGCUUUGCCCCAGACUUCACGCAAGUCCGUUUCAAACCACUCUGGGACACCUUACCAACGCAAUUCGCGCUCCUGUUCUUUAACAUCUUACAUCCUCCUCUGAAUGUUCCGGCACUGUCCAUAUCCCUUAACGAGGAUGACAUCGAUACUAACAAAGAACUUGUUGCACAUGGUUAUUCUAACCUCUUUGCUGGGCUAAUAGGAACUGUACCCAACUAUCUCGUUUACGUCAACACGCUACUAUUUUAUCGUGUCGGAGGUACCACACGUAUUUCUGGAUUUCUUCUGGCAGCUGCCACGGCCGUCCUUUUGGCUAUUGGUACGGGAUUUGUCGGAUACAUUCCGGUUAUGGUCGUCGGAGCAUUGAUAUUCGUGCUCGGUAUCGAUCUGGUCAAGGAGGCAAUAUGGGACACCAGAGGACGCGUGAGCCGGUCCGAGUACAUUACUAUUAUCAGUAUUAUGGUUUGUAUGACGGUGUGGGACUUUGUUAUUGGGGUUCUUUUCGGCAUCAUUGUCUGCUGUCUUUUCUUCGUCAUCCAAACAUCCCGACUGAGUGUGAUUCGCGCGCUACACACCGGGUCGACGGCGCCGUCAACAGUGAGAAGGCCAAGUGUGCAGCGAGCCUACAUCAGGGAGGUGUCUGGAAAGCAGACAUGCGUUAUGCGGUUAGGUGGUUUCAUGUUCUUCGGGAAUGUUACGGAAGUUGAAGAGGGCGUGAGGAGAGUACUGGGUGGGGCGUUCGAGAAGGAUGAUGGGUAUGGAAGCACGAGGGACAGGGUCGAAACCCCGGGCAUACGUUUCCUUGUGUUGGAUCUUACUCAUGUGGCCGGUGUUGACAUGAGUGCUAUUGAAGGACUCGUAAGGGUACGGAGAAUGUUGGAGAAGAAGGGCGUGUGUCUAGUGAUGUGUGGUGUUAGAAGGGGAGAGGGGCCUGUGGGAAAGGCGCUGGAUGUUUUCUUUGGCGACGAAGCGGAAUCAGAGGAUCCGCCGGGAGCCGUGGAAGCCGGGAUAGGUUCAAAGGUGGAAGUGUUCGAUACUUUCGGGGAUGCCAUGGAAUGGACAGAAAACGCGUAUCUGAAAGCCUGGUUCAAGGCUCAAAAGGUCGCUAGGAGUGUUCCAUUUCUACUUCCUGGUCGACAAGACGCCGAUGUUGCGGACUAUAGCGAAAGCGGGCUGGGUCUCAGUAUGCUUGGGUCUCCGAGGAUCGUCCAUCUAUACGACGCAGGUUCCCGGACCAUCGCGAAUGAGCUCUACCCCUCGACGCCACCCAGUCAUGACCAAGCGUCAAUCCCUUCACUUUCUCUUGGAGGCACCCCGCCAAGACUUCUUCGAGAGCCCGCGUCCGGACGUGAUCGCGGACAUCUGAUGCCUCCGCAUGAGUUUCCCAAUCACCCUCUACGUGAACCGUUUCCUACACUGUCCCGCGCGUUGUCGCCGUACACAAGUCUUGACCUUAGCCCCCUCCCUGCGUACCUCAGUCGCGUAUGCUACCCCGCUGGACAUGUUUUGUGGCGACAGAAUGACCCGCCAGAUGGGUUGUAUAUUAUCGAGAAAGGCGUUCUGCGGGCUUCAUAUGCAUUUGAGUCUUGGAGUUCGAACACGGGCCUGGAGAGUUCUUCUCAUAACAACGAGACUUACACCCACCCACCACAUAUUGAAGAGUCGAUGGUAUCGGGAACUGUUGCAGGUGAGCUCUCGGCUCUGUCGAAUAUGCCACGAAAUGCGACUAUGGUUGUGGAGAGGGAUGUGGUGCUAUGGAAGUUGGGCCGGGAGGCGCUGGGACGGAUGCAAGAAGAGAAGCCCAUCUUUGCGAAACAGCUCGUUGAGGCUAUCUUAAAAUCGGCGAAAAUCGACUACGACAUUUUGCUGGCCGCGUUGGCUACAAGGCAAUGAUCUGUAUAGACAUAUACUUCUUAGAUUUUUCUUUCGUCUUUUUUUUCAGGGACUGGAUGGAUACAAGCAAACACACAAGCAAUGUUGUCACCACGCAGAUUUGAUUUUAUCUUUCUUGCUAUCAGAUUAUCGCAUAAAUAUGUAACCACACAAUUUAUCUGCCUUGCACAGUAACGGGAUUAUGGACCGUGCGAUUACCUUAUUGAAACGCUAAUUAUCGGACGACAACUGCUCUUCCACUCGAUGGAAACCUUCCAGGGUCGAAUAACAGGUUGUGUUUGGCGCGACUGACAUUCCACGACAAUACUUUAGAUGUUGUACUGAG